Molecule: messenger RNA, 526 nt
Organism: Eutrema salsugineum
Lineage: Eukaryota; Viridiplantae; Streptophyta; Magnoliopsida; Brassicales; Brassicaceae
Exons: 2
Coding region: 15-371 (118 amino acids)
Source: RefSeq, a predicted model, not a curated record
UAGCUAUGUAGUCCAUGGUUGUGUGCAUGGUCAUAUGGGGAUAUGAGUCGCUGCCUUUCUUGGCCGAAAAAUUUGGUGAUAGGAAUGAAGCUGCAAAUGUGGUUCCUCUUCUCCGUUACAGAUCAAGUCGCAAGCGUUUUAAUUUUGACGCAUAUGUGUUGCAGGAAAAGCAAGAACACGGCAGUGUACGUGUAAGGCAUAUGGUGGACAAGGAAGAAGAAAAUCUUUUCCCAUCUUGGCCAGAUGAAAACACGGAUUGUAGCCUUGAAAAUCUUGUAGGAGAUAUAAAGCAUGGUCGACUUGAUGUCAAUUUUUGGGAUGUACCGAGUGCUGAUAAGGGUACAAGUGAUAAAGCUAAGUCCGUGCGGUAAAAGAGUAAGAAGCGAAAUGACAGUGAUGAUGAUUUCGUGGACAAGGUUCCACAGAAGAAAAUGGUUGUGCAGGAGAAGAAGAACAAAAGAAAUGAUGAAGAAGAAGCCGCAAGAGAAGAUGGGAAGAAGAUCCGGAGAAGUAAAGGGAAAGAGAU